AUGAGCUCUGCUAUGGAUGGAAUCAAAGAUGCCUUCUCCACCAAGCGACUGUAUUAUGUCAAAGCGGACCCCGAAGAUGCAAACCUGCGGGCUAUUUUGCCCCAGAUCGCACAUGAGCCCGUCGUCCAGGCUCUUGCGUGGACAUUCAUUACGAGGCCCAAGGGCAAAGCAGACUUCGAUGUGCUCAUCCAAACGCUAGCCAAGUCACUGCUAGCUGUCUCAAUCUGCCUCCGGCCAGAAGAAGAAGAGGCGGGGCGAGCUGCCGCGGCGGGCUCCGGAGAAGUACAGCAGUCGGGAGAACCUACCAACGCCAAACCUACUGUCAUAGGAGUGAUGAUGCUCGGAUACGGGGGUGUCCAUCCUGAGCUGGCCGUGCAUAGGCGGACCGCACUGGGCAUAAUGCUGGCGGAGCCCUACCAAGGCCGGGGUUACGGUCGUGAGGCUGUCAACUGGAUGAUGGAUUGGGGCUUUCGCUUUGCUGGGCUCCAUAGCAUCGUUCUUGGUGUAUCCGCCUUUAAUGAUAAGGCGAUUCGCCUGUAUAAAAGCUUGGGGUUUGUUGAAGAAGGCCGUAUGAGAGAGAGCCGGUAUUUCAAUCGCAAGUGGCACGAUGAGUUGUUGUUCGCAAUCAAGGAGGACGAAUGGGAGAAGAUCAGGGGAAAUUCAGGAGGAGAGUUUAAUGUCCAAAUGUAA
Clonostachys rhizophaga is the source of this 690-nucleotide messenger RNA. NCBI's taxonomy places the organism in Eukaryota, Fungi, Ascomycota, Sordariomycetes, Hypocreales, Bionectriaceae. The record is from the annotation of a GenBank genome assembly.